ACACGACAGUUGACAGUACUGCUCCAUGGCCGAGAGAUGAAGAAGAUGGCGUCUAGCUGUGAAUUUCGGAUUUAAAGUGUUGUUUCCGUGUUUUUGCUAAACGAUAUUAAAGGUUUCGAUAAUAGAUAGUGUAAUUUAUGUCGGUUUAAAUGUCUGAUUUACUGCUGUAUGGUUUGUCAAUGUACGUGGUCGUUUAUAUAUCUUUAAAAAAUAUAAGUAAUUGUGAAGGUUGUACUGACGUUUGCCCAUUAGGAUAUCGAAGCUCAGCAUAAUAGAAAGUAAUCAUAUUAAUUUUGCAGUAUCACAUUCUUUAAGAUAUUUCCGAUAAUUUUUUGUGUUUCGGUCACGUUCAGCAGCCGGCCGUCAUGAUAUGGGAACGAAGAUAGUGCAGUUCCGAACCUAGAAAGAUGAGCGCUGGUGCUUCGGUGCCGGUCGUGGGGAAGCAAGCGCCGCCGCCACCGGUGUUGACCUUGAAGCGUCCGAAAAUAAGCGCAUGCAGGGAUGCAGUGCCGGCGGUGCACGGGAGGGGUCACACGGAUCAUCAAGGGUCCAGAGCGCGUCUCAGCAAUCACCAGAGGAAUUUAAGUCUGGACUUUAGGUCUAUGGGGAUUCUUUUACCUCCAGUUACACAAGUAACAACCGUAACUAGUACGCACAUGACGUUACAUCAUCGUAAUCGUUCGUUGGAUUCUGCCUUGCAGAGGAUACCGGAAGUUGAUGUCACACCAAGUCCGGAAUGUGAAAAUGUCAUUACUACGGCCCUGGUUGAUGGAGUGAGACAUCAGGUGGCAUCCUCCAAACAACGAGACGAACUUGCAUCUUUGGGCUCGGAUGAUAGCGGCAUUUUAUGCGGCUCUGAUACCAGCGAUCAAACUCGUGAGUCUAGCGUGGAACUGACCAACGAGAGCAGAGAGAGUCUCGACGAUUUGGAUAAACCACUGACGACAGAAGAAGAAUGUAAAAUUAGUGAGGUCGAUGAGAACGACCAAAGGACUAAAAGGUUGCGCGAAAUUGUAAAUAGUGAGAACGGUUCGAGUGAGAAUAAACCAGCGAUGAGAAAAAAUCCGCCAACUAAGAGUUCUGGAAUGUUGAGGCUCUUAGAGAGUAAAGUUUUUGAUGUGCCUAUGGCAAUGCAUUAUUUAUUUAACAGCAAAGAGCCAGGGGUGCUCUGUUAUAUUGUCAAUAAAAUGUUUACAUUUGAUGACAGUGAAGUGGAUUUUUACUUGCCACAACUUGUAUGUAUGUACAUAGAAAUACCAGAAGUUGCCGAGGUGAUACAUCGUUAUCUAGUUCAUCGGUGUCGGAAAUGCAUCGAUUUUUCUUUGAAAGCUGCUUGGUUGUUGGAUGCUUACAGCACUGAUGCAGCCUUCCCUUCCAAAAAGAAGCCACACGGUAUAAAACUUCGUAAUCUGAUCCUUUCUGAUGAAUUGAGACCAAAGAAUCAGCUGCUACCAACUGGCCCCAGUGAGAAAAUGACAGCGUCACUUACCGUACCCAUCACACUAAAGAAAUCUCAUUACAGAUCACAGAGUGAUGCUUCAGCUUUAAUCACUCCAUCGGAGAACAAGAAUAUAACACAGCUUAAGCUGUGUUUUGGCGAUCUGAGUUCCGGUAGAGCCUUUGAUAAUGGUUGUAUAUGUUUUCACAGCAGACGUAGUGUAGUCAAUGAUCUUAGAGGAGAGAAGACUGAAUGCACCUGCUUAGCUCCUAGACUGAGACCUGAAUUGGAGUUUAUGCAGGCCCUUAUUUUAAUUGGAAAACUUUUAAGUUCCAUACCGACAAAAGAAGGCAAAACGACCAGAUUAAUUGCCGAACUUAACACUUUAAAUUUGAACUUGCCAGCCCGGGUGUGGUUGCCUUUAAAUACAUCAACACCUCACCUAAUUGUUAGAAUACCUCCCCAAGUAGCUGCGGUAUUGAAUUCCAAAGAUAAAGCUCCCUAUAUUAUAUACAUAGAAAUAGUAGAAGUAAACGACAUAUAUAGUUCUCUUGUACCUAGCAAGAUAAUGCCUACCCUUAGACACACUAAAUCAGAAGAGAAUUUAAAACAUGACAAUGUGUCGUUAUCGGCAUUUAGCGUUUGCGGAAGCUGUUACGAUGAAAACGAUCCUGAUUGGAGUCAGGAAGAUGAUGAAAUAUCACAACAGUAUACCCAGAUAAAGAAAACUGUAGAUAGAGAUACAAUAUCACAAAUGAGCCAAGAGUCUAGUGAUUCGGGUAUUCCACCCAUGUCAAUACCUGCUAGUGAGAUUCGAAGAAGAUUAUCUGAUUUCUUCCAUGAAGAAAAGAACAAACAAUUUACACAUGACCCUGAAGACCCGUCAGCAGCUGUAUUAAAAGAACCAUGGCAGGAUAAAGAAACACGCAUCCGAGAAACUUCUCCUUAUGGCCAUCUUUCCAGUUGGAAAUUGUUGUCUUGCAUUGUAAAAUGUGGAGAUGACUUGAGACAGGAGCUCAUGGCAUUCCAGUUACUCACCGUGUUUCAGAAAAUAUGGGAAUUGGAGCAUGUGCCUCUGUGGGUUCAUCCUUAUAGAAUUUUGGUAUUGUCAGAUGACAGUGGUCUAAUUGAGCCAAUACUAAACACUGUUUCACUCCAUCAAGUUAAAAAGCAUUGCCAACUGUCACUCCUCCAAUAUUUUAGAAAAGAAUUUGGAACAGAAACUUCAGAAGCUUUUCUAACUGCUCAAAAGAACUUUGUACAGAGCUGUGCCGCCUACUGUUUAAUUUCAUAUCUCAUUCAAGUCAAAGAUAGGCAUAAUGGCAAUAUACUUCUGAAGAGUGAUGGACAUUUAAUACAUAUCGAUUUCGGUUUCAUUUUGUCAGCUUCCCCGAAAAAUUUAGGCUUUGAAAAAUCUCCUUUUAAGUUGACGUCGGAGUUUGUUGAAAUUAUGGGUGGUGAAAAUUCAGAUAUGUUUGAAUAUUUUAAAAUACUAAUACUUCAAGGAUUGAUUGCUGCAAGAAAACAUCACGGAAUGGUUAUUGAUUUGGUAGAAAUAAUGAGAUCAGGAAAUCAGUUACCGUGUUUCAAGUCUGGUGCUGCUACUGUACAGAAUUUAAGAAACCGAUUUCAUAUGAACAUGACAGAAGAACAACUUAGACUGGAAGUAAAUAAAAUGGUAGAAGGAAGCAUUCAUUCUCUUUCGACGAAACUUUACGAUGGUUUCCAGUACUUUACCAAUGGGAUACUAUAGCUUUGUCCUUUCCGGGAGAGUAAAAUAUAAAGAUAUGGCCAGGUAAAUUCAGUUAUUUGAAGAGAAUCAUCGUUUAGUAAUUUCAAACAACUUAUGAAGAUAUAUGAGUGAAAGUUUCAUUAUUUUUCAAAGUUAAAAGUGAGAUAUAAUCGUUUUUUUGCAGUACAAAAAACUGUGUAAUAAAAGACACUUUUAAUAAAAAACGUGUUUUAAUCACAAAAGACCAUGAGAUAUUUUCAUUUUAAAGAAGUAAAUAAGUGAAAGUUAAAAUAAUACCAUUUAUGUACUGUGUAAGCUUUGUUUUAGAAUACUUAUUUAUUUACUUAUAUAAAUAUUAACAAUUUUUACUUAUAUACAGUUGUUAAAUGCUCAAAAGGUACUAAUAUUGUUAGUUACUCUUAAAUAUAAAUUUCCUAUAUCUAAAUAAAAAUAUGUUUAUAUGUGUAUAAAGUAUAUUAAUGAAUAUGUAUAAAAUUUAUUAAAGAUUAUAAUA
Molecule: messenger RNA, 3684 nt
Organism: Sitophilus oryzae (rice weevil)
Lineage: Eukaryota; Metazoa; Arthropoda; Insecta; Coleoptera; Curculionidae
Gene: fwd
Product: phosphatidylinositol 4-kinase beta
Exons: 14
Coding region: 408-3191 (927 amino acids)
Biological process (GO): phosphatidylinositol phosphate biosynthetic process; phosphatidylinositol-mediated signaling
Cellular component (GO): cytoplasm; membrane
Molecular function (GO): 1-phosphatidylinositol 4-kinase activity
Source: RefSeq, a predicted model, not a curated record